Acanthaster planci (crown-of-thorns starfish) is the source of this 2962-nucleotide messenger RNA. It is a transcript of the gene tmbim6, whose product is annotated as transmembrane BAX inhibitor motif containing 6. Lineage: Eukaryota; Metazoa; Echinodermata; Asteroidea; Valvatida; Acanthasteridae. Gene Ontology annotation, biological process: negative regulation of endoribonuclease activity; negative regulation of RNA splicing; negative regulation of apoptotic signaling pathway. The record is from RefSeq and is a predicted model, not a curated record. Gene Ontology annotation, cellular component: mitochondrial membrane. Gene Ontology annotation, molecular function: enzyme binding.
GACAUUCUUCCCGUUAUUUUCGUCAACUGUUAUGUUCUAGUCGUUCUUGUACACUGUUUAAUUCCUUUAUAACUAAAAUUUUACCAUUCAUUUGCAGCCAUAUCGUUGGAAAAGGUAGGAUUAUAACCUGUCGUUUACAGUGAGUGUGAGGCGCAUAGGCCUACGUCAGUACGUGUACAUAUUGAUGAGAAUCAUUGUAGAGGAUCGUCGGUUGUUCUGAUUGCACAGGAAACAAGCUCAGUGUCAACAUGGAUGCUCUUUUCGGGCAGCGCAAGAUUAAGUUGUCAGCUCUGACUGACUUCUCACAGUUGAACAAGUCUACACGCACACAUCUGAAGAAUGUCUACAGCUGCUUGGCCAUUUCCAUGUUGGCCGCAGCAGCUGGCGCCUACAUACAUCUCUUCACUGGAAUCUUACAGGCUGGUUUCUUGACAUCCAUUGCUGGCCUGGGACUGCUGAUCUGGUUGGGCGUGACCAAAGAUGACGGCACCAAUCAGGCCAAACGUCUAGGGCUCCUCUCUGGAUUCGCCUUCUUCACAGGUCUUAGCCUGGGACCUCUGCUGAACAUUGUAGCGAGGAUUGACAUCCAGAUCAUCCCAACUGCCUUCUUGGCCACCUGUGUCAUCUUUGGAUGUUUCUCAGUGGCUGCUCUGUGGUCUGAGCGACGCAGCUUCUUUUUCCUGGGAGGCAUGCUGUUCUCUGGCCUGUCCAUCCUGAUGUUGAUGUCACUCCUCAACAUCUUCAUUGGAUCUGCUCUCAUCUUCAGAGUUGAGAUGUACCUGUGCCUGGCUGUCUUCAUGGGCUUUGUGCUGUUUGACACCCAGCUCAUCGUGGAGAAAUGCAACAAUGGCGACAAAGACUACAUCUGGCACAGCGUGGAUCUCUUUCUGGACUUCAUCAACAUUUUCCGCCAGCUGAUGAUCAUCAUGGCCAUGAACAGCAACGGCAAGGACAAGCGUAAGAAGUAGAGUGCCUUACUUGUUAUCUUCACAACAGAUGUAUGUUCUACCUGCUUCAGUUAUCAUCACUUAAAUCUGUGGAAGUAAAAAAAAAAGUUUAGUUCAGUAAUUUGUUUUAAAUAUUGAUACUUGAUUGUUCACAUUUUCUGUAAUCGGCCCAUUAUGAUCAAUAGUUGAAUUUACAUUUACACGGGUGAUCAUUUAAACAAGUAGUAGAUAUAGUACGGUGUAAUGGCAAACUUAAAGGAUUUUCUUUAUUCAAGAGUUGUAAGAAAGUCUUUGACGGUCAGUCUCAAGUCCCAAGCUACAAGAAUCUAUUUGAUCUGAGAGAGAGGCAUAGUUUUUAAACCUUUGGCAGUGGUGGCCACCUGUUUCUUUUGAACUUACUUGAGAUUUUUGAUCACAACUCUGAUAUUUUCUCCUUUAUUUGGGCACUUCAUACAGUUUCUUUUGUUUUGAUUAUGUUAAUGUUUAAAUUGAUAUUUGGUGACGUAUGUACAUGUAUGGCGGUGUUUUGUUUUCACACUGUACAAGUUUGAACAAGUUAUUAAGUAUGUAUCUUAAUGUGACAGCAAUUAAUUGGCAAACUAUUUAGACUCUUGCAAGAUCUUAGAAAAUAGUUUCUUUUUUCCUAUGGGCUAAAGUUUAUCAUCGUAAACAGAAUUUUCUUUAAUGUUUCUGCAAUGCAGGUGUACACAUUUAAAAUAAAAACGACAAAGAUUGAAGUAAUUGUGGCAAACUUAGUAUGAAGGUUACAGCAGUAAUGUUUAAUAGAUAUGCUGUUAUUUGUGACUGACCCUCACAAAAUGUGCUGAAGUCACAUUUAAGUAAAAGCUUGCAAGAGAAGUUUGAACAGUGCCAAUAGGAAAUAACAUUUUUCACCCACAAAAAUGUCCAUUUUCAUCAGGAUGGCCAACAUCAACAUCUUUGUCAUGCAAACUGAAACAAACUUAACCCCAACAGGGCUAAAACCUCCGAUUUCAGUAUGAUUUUACAAUCACACACCCUAAAGAGUUUGCGUUAAUGAAAAAAGGCCUCUAGAGUCAUUUUGUGGGAUCUUGUUCCAUUUUUAUAACUACUUGUUCUCACAAUUUGGGGAAAGGAUGGUAUUGAUUGUUUUGUUGUGUGAAUCCAUGGUGACACGGAAGGCUAUGUAUGGUGCGCACUUUGUACAAAUUUGAAUGUUUUAAUUAUCUCAUUGUAGUAUAAAUUCAGGCUUACAUUUUCAAAUUCAAAGUGAAAUAGUCCGAGUAAUUUCGUCAGAUGUUGAUGUGAAGAUCACCUGGGUAACUUAAAUAGCUGGAGGAAAGGAUUCUUCUGAUUAUCUUAGUUCAGGGAGGGAAUUGGUCGAUGAAUUCAUAUUCACUGUGUGUCAGUACACUGCUCAUGCUGUGAAGAACUACAUUCAACCUGAGCUCAAAGCGGCAAGGAAGUUGUAAUUGCAUUUCAUUGCAAUCAAGAUUUGCUGAUAAUUGCUAUUGUUAUACAUUGUAUUUGGAUUUAAAUAUCUGUACUCGGUGGACGAACCUUUUUUCUGUAGUAUACACAGUGAUCUUGUAUCACUUGGGCAGUUUGUAUGCUAGCAUACUUUCUUGAUGUGACUGUCUUAUUGGCUAUUUAGAUAUUUAGAAGCUUUUGCAACCAAAUUUUUGGCGUGUGUGGAUUUAUAUACAGCAUGAAAUUGUGAGCAGCGUAAAAUGUUCGUUUAUAAAUCAGGUUCGGACGGAGGCAACAUUAUUUGGCAAGCAAGGGAUCAGCCGAGGUCAAGUGUCCGAACAGCUUCGGCAACUCACGAGUCGGAUGCAUUGAUGAAAAAUGAAAUCGCCAGGUGUUUGGACUGUAACCUGGAAUCUCGGCAGUCUGCUCGAGUCGGCCGACUGACUCAGAGAUGGUCGAAUUCAGGGGCUUGCAGAUUGCACCUUCGUUGCAGUGACAUUUUGACUUUCUGCAGUGUUUCAACUAAUUAUUGCAAAUAAAGGCAGAAUUGGUAAUGGCGAAUGAUG